GUGGGUCCACCGUUCUCACAAACUCCUCCAGUUUUCCAUAAUCUAUGUCUUCUUUCUCUCUCCUCCAUCCUUCCUCUCUUUCCAACACCACCCCACUGCUUCACCACACAUUCCCCCAUUAAAAUCCCUUUAAUCUUAUCUUCUGGAUUCACGAUUCUACUUUUGAUUCUACCAACAAUUCAAUUGUACCGGAAAUAAACUGUUCAAUUCUAAUCUUAAUUUUAAUUUCUAUGCUUGAUUGUUCUGGGGUGUGUGAUAAUCGAAUCUUUCGGAAACUUAUGAAUUAGGGUUUCCUUAAUCGAAUUGGGGGAGGAUUUAAACUUAAUUAUAACGUCAUGGGACUUGAUGAAUCCGAUACAAUUGAUGAUGCUGAUGGUGGGGGUAAAUCUUUGAGUUCAUCCAAUGUUUCUUGCUCAAUUUGUCUCGAACCUGUCACCGACAAUGGUGAUAGAUCUUGGGCUAAGCUUCAAUGUGGUCACGAAUUUCAUCUGGAUUGCAUCGGUUCUGCUUUCAAUAUCAAGGGAUCAAUGCAAUGCCCAAACUGUCGGAAGAUUGAGAAAGGUCAAUGGCUUUUUUCCAAUGGUUGUCGUUCAUUUACGGAUAUGAUGGAUGACUGGCCCCAUGAUGAGGAUCUUUAUGACCUAAACUACUCUGAGAUGUUUGGUCUUCAAUGGUGUCCAUUACCUGCGUUUUCACGGAUUCCCUCUUUUGAGGAAGGAGAGUUCCCAUCUACUCCUUAUCAUGAUUUUUUGGGUCAACAAGCUGUCUAUGCUGAACAUACGGCUGUUUCAUCUUCUACACAUCAAUGCCCUUAUGUAGCAUAUUAUGGACCAAUCCAUUCCUCAUCCUCAAACUCUGUUGGAAGUGUAUCUGAUGGCUCCAAUUUUAAUAAUCGCUGGGGAGGGCCAUCUGGACCCAGUGAAAUGCCAGCUUCUUAUGCCUUUGCUGCCAUGGACCCCCAUUAUCAUGGUUGGGAGCAACAGUCCUUGAGCUUUUCUUCUAAUGGAAAUCGGAUGGGUGCUUCUGAUCAACCUUCAGCUCCAUCUUUGACUUCGAGAUCCUCACGGGUGAAUUCUGAUUUGUCAAGAUCAGGGUCAUUUGUCCAUCCAUUUGUUGUAAGCCACAGUUCUGGCAGCAGGGUUGGAAGUUCUGUCACCUCAUCUAUGAUUCCACCAUAUCCAGGCAGUGCGGCUCGAGCUCGUGAUCGUGUACAAGCUCUUCAGGCAUAUUUUCAGCCACCUAGCAGCUCCCCGCCCAUACGUGCACCCAUCAUGUCCAAUACAAGAAGAUCCAGUGGCCAUAGAGGUUUGUCCCAAGGGGCCCCAAUUCCCUCAUCAUCUGAUCAGACGAAUGGAGGCUUUUUUGUAUACCCAUCAGGUACAUCCACUCGGAGCUUUCCUGAAGCGGAGAAUCCAAUAUCUAGCAGGUUCCGUGGGUGGGAAAGAGACCAUUUGAGUUCUUUCCCAUUAACUCAGGGUGAUAGAGACUCCAAUUGGCUUCCCCACCAGGUUGUUGGUGGGUCCAGCAGUUUCCGCCAACGACAUGGAUCUGAACGGACACCAUCACAAAAUCGGUCGUAAGACCACACAUUCUAUCCUUUUUUCCGUUAUUGGGUGAAAGCGGAAAACAAAUUGCCAAUAUUACAACUGCAGAAACCAAUGAAAUAUGUAAUGUGUGAAAUGAUGCAGAAUGGUUUUAUUUGAUGUUUCGCUUGGAAAAGCGAGACUCCUAUAUGCUGUUGAGUGGAUCCUGAAAUGGUCCUUUCUGGCAGUGGCUUCAUAGAAAGCUUAAGCCUCGAGGGUAUUUAGGAUAAGACAUUGAAUCGUAGAUGACCGAUGGUUUAUGCGGAGGUGUCUGUUGCCUUAGAAAGCGAAUUGGGGUUGUCUUGCUAGAAUGCCUGAAGGUUUGUGAGAAAGGGGGGACUGAAUUCUGUUGCAUGUUAACUUAUCCCCGUAUAUUUGUGGUAAUUGUAUGCAAAAAUUCAAGAAGUUUUGAACCAUUAUAUCUUUUCAUAUUUUUUCA
Molecule: messenger RNA, 2022 nt
Organism: Chenopodium quinoa (quinoa)
Lineage: Eukaryota; Viridiplantae; Streptophyta; Magnoliopsida; Caryophyllales; Amaranthaceae
Product: E3 ubiquitin-protein ligase RFI2-like
Exons: 6
Coding region: 336-1580 (414 amino acids)
Molecular function (GO): ubiquitin-protein transferase activity
Source: RefSeq, a predicted model, not a curated record